Cuscuta europaea is the source of this 1502-nucleotide messenger RNA. Lineage: Eukaryota; Viridiplantae; Streptophyta; Magnoliopsida; Solanales; Convolvulaceae. The record is from the annotation of a GenBank genome assembly.
UACCCCCAAGCUCUAGUGUAGUUCCGUCCCUGAGUGUAGUUGUUAUCUUUAAAGCAUACAUCACUGAGUUUUUCCUUUGCACACUAUCUGUUCAAUAAAAUGCCUAUGUGAAAAUAUUCCCUGUUUAUAUUAAUUUUCAGUUCAGCAAAUUCCUGGGCAGCCUACUACAGGUAGGAACAUGGAAAAUAGCAAAUGAAAUACCUGGAAGAAUGGAGAUGAUUCUAAUUUCAGAAUUGCUCAAGACGAUCAGAGCAUGAUUUCUAUUGAAAAGAUGACUGCCCUACUAUAUAUGAUGCACUCACGAAGUUAUGUCUUAAAUUUCAAAAAGAUUUGGAUGGGCAUAAGAGUGAAUGUGGUUUGCUUAACAUGGAUAAUCUGGCUAAUCUUCUAUUAUACAAAACGAAGUGGAAUUGCUGCCACUUUUCCCGCCCAUUUCGCCGGGUCAAAAACGGGUCAAGUAUGUGAAAAUCGAAUUUUUGAGGAUUGGGUCCACAUCAGUUGACCAGAAUGCUUUUAGUUCAAAUUUUCGGCCUUUUUUCUCAAUUGAAAACGUGUUGCUGUGAACAAAUUUAUUUCUGAGGUGGUCAAACACAUUUAAUGCGGGUGGUUGAGCAUUUAAUGAGUUAUUGGGUGGACUGAAGAUUGUUACACGCCGGGUAAUUCAGUUUCAUUGCAAACCCUAAAUUUUGAAUUCCCUAUAUAUACGGAGUACUAAGUAAAUCUCAUUUCAAACUCACCACCACACCAUGACAACAAGCAAGGAAAACACUCGGCCUAAUAAUAGUGAUUUGUAUUCCAUGAUAAAGGAAGUUGACCUCACUAGGUCAACUUGGGUUAUCAGAGUACGGGUGGUAGGAGCUUAUGAGGUUCCAUCUCAUUCCAAAGGAGGUGCAAGGCUGAAAGUAGUUUUUCACGAUGCGGAGGUAAUUCAACAUUCGUUUAUGCAUUUUAAAUUGAUACUCAAGCAUUUAAAUUCUCAAAAAUUCAACUUUAUAACACUUAUUCAAGUAGCAUUGCAGGGGGACCGUAUUCAUGCAGUCAUAAAAAGGCCGUUCACGCAUCUGUAUAGAACCAAACUGGUGGAAAACCAAUGUUUCAGAGUCAAGAACUUUUUAGUUCUAGAUAACUAUUACAACUACAAAAUGAGAUUGUAAUAUUAUCAACCUAUGACUUACAAUGCUUUUAAAAAACCUUUUGGUGUUUUCGAUUUUGCUAUGUCUAUUGGUUUGCAAGUUAGGGGUGACUAACGUUCACAUACAAAGUUAGAAACAUUUUAGCAGAACUACAACGCAUGAAUGGAGGAAGCCACAAAGAUUGUGAUAUGUAAGAACGAGACACACAGAUGGCAUGGUUGAAUCACGUUGUGUGAUUGAAAUUAUAGGCAACAAAUUCUUUAGAAUUGUAAUAUUCGUAGUAUUUGUAAUUUGUAAUCAGAAAAGGCAUUUACAUGACUAAAAAUGUAACAUUCGGUUUUUAUAAUAAAGUUGAGACAUUUUAUGUUA